AUGCCUCUUCGAGCGAAGAUUCUGAGCCCGGCCAUGCAGCAGAGCGCAUCCCGACAAUUUUCUACAGUCGCAGAGAUCAAGGAACAACCCGGCGACGAACCUAACGAUGUGCUCUUUAGCAACCAGGGCGGUGUUCGAACUAUCACCCUCAACCGACCCAAGAAGCUCAACUCCCUCAAUGGCAGCAUGGCGCGGAAGAUUAUUCCAAGGAUGAAAGAGUGGAGCAAGAGCGAUCUGGCGAAUGUCGUCGUGAUCAAGGGUGAGGGAAGGGCGUUCUGUGCGGGAGGAGACGUCGCUUGGCUGGCUCAGAGGAAUAAAGAGGGCACUGAAGGGCAGCAAGAGAGCAAGGACUACUUCGCACUGGAAUACAAGCUGGACCAUCUAAUCUCCACCUACAGCAAACCCUACGUCGCCUUCAUCGACGGCAUCACCAUGGGCGGCGGUGUAGGCCUGUCUCUACACGCGCCAUUCAGGAUAGCAACGGAGAACACCGUCUUUGCUAUGCCCGAGACAAACAUUGGCUUCUUCCCAGAUGUCGGAGCGUCUUUCUUCCUGCCACGGAUGGACGGUGAGCUGGGAAUGUACUGUGCCCUCACUUCUGAGCAGAUCAAGGGAGUACACAUCUUCUACGCUGGAGUAGCAACCCACUAUCUGCACUCCUCAUCUCUCCCGGACCUGGAAGCCCGUCUAGCCGAGCUCGAAUUCAAAGAUUACGACAACCUCCAGCAACGCUACAAGAUCAUCAACUCCACUAUCGAAGAAUUCGUCACUGGCCUGCCGCAUGAUCAGCCGGUUUCUGCGGGUCCAGCUGGAGGAAACAUUCGUCAAGCCAUCGAUUAUACCUUCCAACCUGCCAAUGAUAUCAAUCAGAUUCUUGAGACACUGGAAACCCUGGAGCACAUGGAUUCAAACAACCCUGCUUCUACUGAAGUCUCACCAUGGGCCGUAAAGACCCGCAAGACCAUCCUGCAACGGUCGCCAACAUCCGUCCGCGUCUCUCACAAGCAACUCCGCGACGGCAAGAAAUGGACCAUCGCCGAAACCUUCAAGAAAGAACACGCCAUCGCGUCCCGCUUCAUGGAACACCCCGACUUCGUUGAAGGCGUCACCGCCCUCCUCGUCGACAAACCCAAGCGCACACCAUCCUGGUCUCCUUCUACCCUCGAGCAAGUCUCCAACCGCGACGUCGACAGCUUCUUCUCCCACGAGACGGACUUCGAGCUUCUAGGCACAGAAGCAGGCAGCAACGGCCAAGAUUACAACAACUACCCUCACGCCUGGAUCGGUUUGCCCAGGGAAGUCGAUGUCUACCAGCAAGUGAGAGAUGGAUCGUCAAAGGAGGCUAUCAUUGAACAUUUCGAGAAGCAAAAGAACGGCAAAGUGGGCGUCAGGGAGAAGGUGGAAGAUAUUCUUCUGAGAAAGGCGGAGGAUGUUGGUGGGAGAUUGCAAUGGAAGAGGUAG
Zasmidium cellare ATCC 36951 is the source of this 1461-nucleotide messenger RNA. RefSeq lists its product as uncharacterized. The coding region runs from base 1 to 1461 and encodes 486 amino acids. Lineage: Eukaryota; Fungi; Ascomycota; Dothideomycetes; Mycosphaerellales; Mycosphaerellaceae. Gene Ontology annotation, biological process: L-valine catabolic process. Gene Ontology annotation, molecular function: 3-hydroxyisobutyryl-CoA hydrolase activity. The transcript is spliced from 2 exons. The record is from RefSeq and is a predicted model, not a curated record. Gene Ontology annotation, cellular component: mitochondrion.